This is a messenger RNA of Prorocentrum cordatum, 522 nucleotides long. The record is from the annotation of a GenBank genome assembly. Lineage: Eukaryota; Dinophyceae; Prorocentrales; Prorocentraceae.
AUGUUGUUGCUCUUCGUCGUGCUGGAGCUGCUGGCGGAGUGCCCGCCGCCGCCCGAGUGCUCGUUCGAGGAGUUCCGCGGGUGGCUCCGGAGCGACGAAGGCCUUGGGCGCCUGGGUGCCAACGGCCCCGCCUCCGUCCUGGAGGCUGCCGGCAACGCGCGGGCGUUCAUGGAGACAACGCCCGUCUCCACGGCCUUCGCACUGGCGCCCAGCGCCGACCACGCGCGGCAUUCGAAGGCCCCAGUGUGCGUCGUCGCGGCGGACGAAGUGCUGCACCAUUGUUACGAGAAGCCCCCGGGCGGCUGGCGGCUCCUCGUCGUCGACGCGCGCAUGCGCCAGAGCGCCGCCUCCCUGCCCGUUUGCCUGCGGCUGUGCCAGGACCAAACCCACGCGCAGCGCAGGAAGGUGCUGCGCGACCUGCCCUACGACGAGUCCAUCCACCUCUGCCUCAUGCCGAAGAGCCCCCGACGCCCGGCGACGACGCCUUCGAGCUGUGCUGCCACUUGGCCGGGCCCAAGGUGA